Molecule: messenger RNA, 2469 nt
Organism: Cryptomeria japonica (Japanese cedar)
Lineage: Eukaryota; Viridiplantae; Streptophyta; Pinopsida; Cupressales; Cupressaceae
Product: CBS domain-containing protein CBSCBSPB3
Exons: 14
Coding region: 550-2232 (560 amino acids)
Molecular function (GO): protein binding
Source: RefSeq, a predicted model, not a curated record
GACAUUGCCAAUUUUUGGCCCCACAUCUUUUGUUUGACGGUUUCCCAUUGUCCAGUGAAUUAGCUUAUAUGAGGUAGUCGUCGUUAAAUCGCGCAUUUUCCACUUGUCUUUAUAAAAUUCUGUUUGCCAACAGGGCGUCUCUUCACGACGAAGAGAUUCCUCCAUUUUGACUUUCCAAUUAAUGCAAACUAGAAAAAAUGGGAGGAAACAUGCAGUUCGGCCUCCAAAAGAUAUGGAUAUUAAAAUAAUUAUUUACUGAUUGAGGAUCAAUAAAUAGCUAGGGUUGAAUUUCCCUUCGUCGGAGGAUUUGGGCACAAUUUCCUUCCCAGGAGGAGACAAAUCUAUCAUAACUCUAUCAUAGAUUUAUAAGUAUCUACAAAAGAAUUAACUUUUGGAAGUUAUACAGAAUAUUUGUUUUGAGUUUUUUCAAUUGAGCGAGGGAAUCGCUUCCUUGAAGCGUUAUACGUACGAAAUUGGAAUCAAGAUUGUUCGCAGUUUGAGGAGAUUAAAUCUGUAACUUAUUAUUGAUUGUCAAAUUGAAUUGAGGAGAUGAAGAAUAAUGAGGCAACAGGCAUAUCUCCGUCGCUGCCAAACAGGAGGCAGAGUUUGCAUCAGAAACGGCCUCCUGGGGCUCCGGAGUCAAACAAGAAGAAGCCUUCAUCAUUAUCUGACAACGGAAAACACGAGCCAUCGCGAAAGUCUUUGGGGACGCCUCGUCAACCGUCACUCACAGGGGAGAAAACUGUUAAAAAAUUGAGAUUGUCAAAAGCUCUCACAGUUCCAGAGGGUACAUCAGUUGUAGAUGUAUGUCGUCGCAUGGCUCUGCGUAGAGUGGAUGCUGCCUUAAUUACUGAUUCCAAUGCUCUGCUUUGUGGGAUAAUAACUGAUAAGGAUAUAACAACAAGGGUUAUAGCAGAAGGUUUAAAACCGGCAGAGAUAUUUGUGUCCAAAGUGAUGACAAGGAACCCAAUAUUUGUAAUGGCUGACACAUUAGCAGUAGAAGCAUUACAAAAAAUGGUUCAAGGAAAAUUUCGACACUUGCCUGUUGUGGAAAAUGGUGAGGUCAUAGCUUUGCUUGAUAUCACAAAAUGCCUCUAUGAUGCUAUAUCAAGAAUGGAAAGAGCUGCAGAAAAGGGUAAUGCCAUUGCAGCUGCUGUUGAAGGGGUAGAACGGCAAUGGGGAAGCACAAUUUCUGGUACCAAUACUUUCAUUGAGAUGCUACGUGAGCGAACAUUUAGACCAUCUCUGGCUACUAUUUUGACGGAAAAUACAAAGGUACUGACAGUUGCACCUACUGAAUCCGUAUUCAUGGCUACAAAGAAAAUGCGUGAAUUUCAAUUGAAUGCGGCUGUUGUAACAGUUGAGAAUAAACCACGUGGAAUCCUCACUUCAAAGGAUGUUUUAAUGCGAGUUGUGUCACAAAACCUAUCUCCUGAAUCUACGCUAGUUGAAAAGGUAAUGACACCAAACCCAGAAUGUGUAACUGAUGAUAUAACAAUAGUUGAUGCUUUACAUGUAAUGCAUGAUGGAAAGUUCUUACACCUACCAGUAGUUGGCAAAGAUGGAUUUGUUGUGGCCUGCAUAGAUGUGCUGCAAAUUACAAAUGCAGCAAUAGCCAUGGUGGGAAGCUCUGGAGCAGUGGGGAAUGAUAUGCCAAACACAAUGAUGCAAAAAUUCUGGGAUUCAGCUCUAGCGUUAGAGCCAGUGGAUUAUGAUGAUGACUCUCACAGUGAUGCAUCUGUAAGGAUGACAUCUGAAACAGCAGAAACAGGAAAAAUUGGGUACCCAUCUACGGGUCUGGGGAAUUCUUUUCCUUUUAAACUAGAGGAUCGGAAAGGUCGUGUUCAUAGGUUUAUCUGUGGUAUGGAUAGUUUGACAGAGCUCAUAUCUGCAAUCAUGCAGCGAGCAGGAGAUGACAUUGAUCAGGCUCAUUUACCCCAGAUUUUGUAUGGAGAUGAUGAAGGUGAUAAAGUCCUACUUGCAACAGACAGUGAUCUUGUUGCAGCUGUAAAUUAUGCUCGGUCAGUUGGAUUGAAGGGAUUAAGGAUUCAUUUGGAUUACUCAAACAUAGAUAAUGUGAAGGAAGUAAAGAAAACUCAAUCAGGAGUCUCUUCCGAUCUAGAACUUAAUCAAAAAGAUCAGCGGAGUUCAGCAUAUGCUACGGUUGCAGCAGGAGCUGCUGUGCUAGCAGGACUUGGUGUUAUGGCAUAUUUGAAAAGGUCAAGCUCCUGAGGGUAUAAAUAGCUUGUGGCUAACACUUGCAACCCAUUAGGAGCAGAGUACUGAAAUCAGGGCGGAUCAUCUUAGCAUCUAAGUGUUGCAGGACAAAUGGUUUUGUAAUAUAUUGACAAGUCAGAGCAAAUAUGAUAUUUAAAGGCAAAAUUAUUUAUGCAUGUAUCUUCUCUACCAAAAUAUUUAUUCUGCACAUAAAGUCUAAAUGAUGGAAAUGACCACAAUUCACAUUUUUCA